Molecule: messenger RNA, 1905 nt
Organism: Bactrocera tryoni
Lineage: Eukaryota; Metazoa; Arthropoda; Insecta; Diptera; Tephritidae
Gene: Cht2
Product: probable chitinase 2
Exons: 5
Coding region: 167-1618 (483 amino acids)
Biological process (GO): chitin catabolic process; carbohydrate metabolic process
Cellular component (GO): extracellular region
Molecular function (GO): chitinase activity; chitin binding
Source: RefSeq, a predicted model, not a curated record
CUUGCACACAGUCAGUUUUCGAAACGAGCGCGACAAAGGCGGUAGAUAUCGUGACGGUGCUCGGUUUUGUUGCGGUGUUUUUGUCACAUUUAAUUGGCGUUAAAGUUUAACUCCAAAAACAAAUAAAAAAGAAAGGAAAAAAGAAACAAUAGAUAUACAACUGAAGAUGGCUUCUUCUUACCUAAAUACCGGAAACAAGCUGUUACUUACACUCUUAGUCAUCGCUUCCAUUGCGUGCUCGGCGAAAGCGAAGACAGGACCAACACAUGGCAAAUUGGUGGUGUGUUAUAUUUCGACGUGGGCAGUUUACCGGCCUGGUAAUGGCGCAUAUGCGAUUGAAAACUUCGAUCCAAACUUAUGCACACACGUAAUUUAUGCUUUUGCUGGUCUUGAUAUCACACAGUCGGCCAUUAAGUCGCUGGAUCCAUGGCAAGACUUAAAGGAAGAUUACGGCAAGGGUGGUUAUGAACACUUGACAGGUUUCAAAAUCACACAUCCGCAUUUGAAGGUCAGUUUGGCUAUUGGUGGAUGGAAUGAGGGUUCGAAAAAUUACUCAUUACUAGUAGCCGAUCCGGAACAACGACGUCGUUUCGUGAAACAAGUGACCACAUUCAUACGUAAAUAUAAUUUCGAUGGCCUCGAUCUAGAUUGGGAGUACCCGACGCAGCGUGGUGGCCGCCCACAAGAUCGUGAAAAUUUCGUGCAACUUACAAAGGAACUGAGAGACGAGUUCGAUAAUUAUGGUUUAUUGUUGACGUCAGCAAUCGGAGCGGCCAAGAAUGUGAUUGAUCAAGCAUAUGAUGUGCGCCAAAUUUCACGUUACCUCGAUUAUUUACAUAUUAUGUGUUAUGAUUAUCAUGGCAGUUGGGAUAAGCUAGUUGGUUAUAAUGCACCGCUCAGAGCGCCCGAAGGUGAUGUACUCAGCGUGGAGUUUACCAUUGAUUAUCUGCUGAAAAUGGGUGCGCCCCCAAAUAAAAUAGUUAUUGGCUUACCCUUUUAUGGCCGUACCUUUAGGACACCGCGAGACGGCAAUGCCGGCGAUGUUACGGACGGCACCGCCUUUCAAGGUCCCUUUACUCGUGAGGAUGGUUUCCUUGGCUACAAUGAAAUCUGCAACAUUCUGAGCAACAAAACUUCAGGCUGGACCACAACUUGGGAUGCAAAGACUUCCCAAAUGUUAGCACGCUCCGAACGCGAUGUCUUCAGUGGCCUAGUCCAAGUAGUUACGUACGAUAGCGCACGUUCAAUUGCAAAUAAAGUCAAGUUUGCUGUCGAGAAGAAACUUGCUGGUAUGAUGAUAUGGUCCAUAGACACUGAUGAUUUUCGCGGCAGUUGCGCACCUGAGGAUGAUAUCUACGCGGAUUACAAGUAUCUACAAAGCAAUGGACAUGCCAUUAUGCCGAAGCGCAUCAAUUCAAACUAUCCGUUAUUGCGCACCAUUAAUGAAGCCACCACGUUGGCAUUGGACGAGGUGGAGCAAACUAUAGAAGACAAUGAGAUUCCACAUGGCAGCAUAGAAGAUCGAAAGAACAGCAAUGCAUCUGGAAAUGUAUUGCUGCAACGAAGUCUUCUUGAUCUCAUUGCACUUGUACUUUUCACAUAUCAUUUAGUGUUUUAAAAUUGUGAUUAAGUCGUUUUUACCUUGUACUUAUUAAGCAUUGAGGUCUUACUUACUUUUGUGUAAUUAAUUUAGUUUUUUUCUGUAUGUCUCGUAUCAUGUCAUGGCUAGUUAAACAUACUUACAUACAUACCACAAAAAGGUGUACUUCAAAAAUUUAUAAAGUACUUAAUACAUAAAAUGUUUGAUAAUUAGAUUUAGUUGUGAAAUAAAUGUAAAAAAGUCGCUAGAAGUAGUUAAUCAACCAUUUAUAUACAUUUUAAUAAAGUAAAAAAAAACAGAUAAUA